CUGAAACCGCUUGGAAUGGAAAAUGGCAACAUUAAAAACAGCCAGAUCACUGCCUCAUCUCAAUGGGAUGGUAACCACGCCGCCAUUCAGGGAAGACUGAACUACAAGAAAAAUGGACCCAAACAGGGAGGUUGGUCAGCUCGCACCAAUGAUCUCAACCAAUGGCUCCAAAUUGAUCUCAUUAACAAGUUUAACGUGGUGACACGAGUUGCAACACAAGGAAGAAAUGCGUAUAACCAGUGGGUGACGAAAUACAUGCUACAGUUCAGCGAUGAUGGAAUACAUUUCCAAUAUUAUCGGGGAGAAGGAAAAGCUUCAUACAUGGAAUUCGCCGGAAACACAGAUCCGAACACUGUUGUUGCUCAUCACUUAAAUCCACCAAUAGACGCAGGCUACAUCCGCUUUCUGCCAACAGCUUGGCAUAAACACGUUUCCAUGCGGGUGGAACUUUACGGCUGCAAAGUUUGUGAAAAACCUCUGGGCAUGGAAGAUGGACGCAUAGCUAACGGACAGAUCAGUGCCUCGUCAGAGUGGGAUCCAAAUCAUGCCGCCAUCCAAGGCAGGCUGAAUUUUAAGCAACGUGGAGCAAAACAAGGUGCAUGGUCAGCACGUGCAAACAAUGUCAAUCAAUGGCUUCAAGUUGAUCUUGGUUGCCAUCACACCUUAGUGACACGUGUUGCAACACAGGGAAGGAAUAAAUUCAACCAGUGGGUUACAAGAUACAUGUUGCAGUAUAGCAACGAUGGUAUACACUUUCAGUACUACAGAGAACAUGGGCAUCCAAACUAUAAGGUAUUUUCUGGAAACAAAAACCGAGACACGAUUGUUUCUCACCUCCUGAGUUCGCCAAUCGAGGCUCGUUUUCUCCGUAUCCGACCACUGGCCUGGUAUGGGCACAUAUCGAUGAGAGUGGAACUGUACGGAUGUGGAGGUAAUUACGAAUUAAAUGGAAACACUGACCGCGACACUGUUGUUUAUCAUAAGUUAAAUCCAUCAAUCACGGCACGUUACAUCCGUUUUCGGCCUGUUGCUUGGCAUCGCCAUAUAUCUAUGAGAAUGGAAAUCUAUGGGUGUGAAGUAUGCAAUCACGCUCUCGGCAUGGAAGAUCGUGGAAUCUCUAACUGGCAAAUCACCUCCUCAUCUCAGUGGGAUUCAAAUCAUGCUGCCAUACAGGGAAGACUCUUCUUCCAAGCAGCUGGACGUAAGCGAGGGGCCUGGUCGGCUAGAGCAAAUAAUAUUAACCAGUGGCUACAGAUUGACUUGGGUUGUGAAGACAACAUAGUGACACGUGUUGCGACACAAGGCAGAAAUGCAAUCAACCAGUGGGUUACAAAAUACAUGCUGCAAUACAGCAAUAACGAUGCACAUUUCGAGUACUACAGGGAGCAAGGACGAUCACAAAUCAAGGUAUUUACUGGAAACUCCAACCGCGAUACUGUUGUUAGUCAUCCAUUGCAUACGCCAAUCGAAGCACGGUACAUCCGCUUUCGCCCAAGAGCAUGGCACGGUCAUAUAUCCAUGAGGGUUGAACUCUAUGGCUGCAAAUCAGGGAUUUAUGGCCUGCAGAUGAAAAUGCUAAUGUUUGGAACGAUCUUGUUUCUUUCUGGUGCUGUAGUCCUGGGAAGCAGCAUAACGCCUGAGGUUUCAAAAUGCGAUAAAUCCUUUGGCAUAGAAAAUGGCAACAUCGAGAACAGCCAGAUCACUGCCUCAUCUCAAUGGGAUAGUAAUCACGCCGCCAUUCAGGGAAGACUGAACUACAAGAAAAAUGGACCCAAACAGGGAGGUUGGUCAGCUCGCACCAAUAAUCUUAACCAAUGGCUCCAAAUUGAUCUCAUUAACAAGUAUAACAAGGUGACGCGAAUUGCAACACAAGGAAGAAAUGGAGCAGAUCAGUGGGUUACCAAAUACAUGCUUCAAUACAGUAAUGAUCGAGCACACUUCCAAUUUCAUCGGGAAGAAGGAAAAGCUUCCUACAGGGUAUUUAUAGGAAACACGGAUCGGGACACAGUUGUCACUCAUCAUCUAAAUCCCCCAAUCAGAGCACAUUACGUACGUUUUCUACCAAAAUCUUGGCACAGACACAUUUCCAUGAGGGUUGAACUUUAUGGAUGUAAAGUAUGUAAUAAACCUUUGGGCAUGGAAGAUGGACGAAUCUCCAAUGGACAAAUCAGUGCCUCCUCAGAGUGGGAUGCCAAUCAUGCCGCCAUCCAAGGCAGGCUGAAUUUUAAGCAACGUGGAGCAAAACAAGGCGCGUGGUCAGCACGUGCAAACAAUGUCAAUCAAUGGCUUCAAGUUGAUCUUGGUUGCCAGUACACCAGAGUGUCACAUGUUGCAACACAAGGAAGGAAUGGAUACAACCAGUGGGUUACAAGAUACAUGCUGCAGCAUGGCAGCAACGAACUACACUUCCUGCACUACAGGGAACAUGGGCAACCUGACUACAAGGUGUUUGCGGGAAACACCGACCGAGACACUAUCGUUUCGCACCUUCUCAGCUCCCCAGUCUCUGCGCGGUUUAUCCGAUUUCUGCCUACAGCCUGGCACGGACACGUAUCUAUGAGAGUGGAAAUUUACGGCUGUGGAGGUAACCAAAGUGAAUAA
Messenger RNA from Pocillopora damicornis (cauliflower coral), 2601 nucleotides. RefSeq lists its product as uncharacterized. The record is from RefSeq and is a predicted model, not a curated record. Lineage: Eukaryota; Metazoa; Cnidaria; Anthozoa; Scleractinia; Pocilloporidae.